CUAGUAGGAAGCGAGCCAAGCCUGCUGACGUCACUUCCUGAUGAAAGACUCAUUCUGGGAUUCGGAGGGGACGAGUAUUUUAUUCUUAUUACAGACAUGAGGCUGAAUUUGGUAUUAGCUGUCACUCUGAUGUCCAUCCCCAUGGCACUUGUGCAAGGGGCUGAGAAGAAAAAACUACAGAUUGGAAUCAAGAAAAGAGUGGACAACUGUCCUAUAAAGUCCCGCAAGGGAGACGUGUUGAACAUGCACUACAGUGGGAAACUGGAGGAUGGCACAGAAUUUGACAGCAGUAUCCCGAGGAAUCAGCCCUUCACCUUUACUCUUGGCACGGGACAGGUCAUCAAGGGCUGGGAUCAGGGUCUGUUGGGGAUGUGUGAGGGUGAGAAGAGGAAGCUGGUAAUUCCCUCUGAGCUUGGUUAUGGUGACAGAGGAGCGCCACCUAAAAUUCCAGGUGGUGCCACACUCAUCUUUGAAGUAGAACUGUUGAGCAUUGAGAGAAGAUCUGAUUUAUAGUGACAGAUUUGUGGGCCUGUCAGUCUUAAGCAUUUAAAGUCAUUGUGUUUGCAGCAAGAUCAACGACUGCAGCUGUGUGCUACGCUGCUGUACUGGUGUCCUCUGAACCCAUAUAGCAAUUUCAGGUCCAUCUAAAUAUGAAAAUUCUGUCAUUUAUUAACCCACAUGUCAUUCCAAAAGUGUUUGACCUUUUUCUUUGGUAGAACAUAGAAGAAAAUAUUUUGAAGAAUGCUAGUAGCUAAAUGGUUUCUGUUCCCAUUGACAUCGAGAAAAAAAAAGAAAAAGAAUUGGAAGUCAAUGGAACUGAAGAUCCAAAUAUUCUUCAGAAUAUCAUAUUUUGUGUAAUACAGAAAAAAAGUCAUACAGGUUUGGAAUGACAUGAGUGUGAGUACAUGACAGAAUUUUUAUUUUUAGGUGGACUAUCUCUUUAAAGACCUUUUUCAGAUACUCAAAAGGUUACAGAAACAAAAGAAGCUGACACUUUUCUUUUUUGGAUGUUUCCCUUUCAAAAAAAGAACGACACCGCUUUUCAGACAUGUAUGUAGCACCAUUCUUUAUUUGAGAGCCUUACUACACGUAUUUGGUUGUGAGAGUGCACACAGUACAGUUUUUGCCAUUCCAACAAAUUCUGAUCAUCAACAUAUGCAUUUCUCAAAUCUUGUUCACUUGAAAUUGAAUAAACAUUUUAUUUACAAAAGA
Molecule: messenger RNA, 1212 nt
Organism: Onychostoma macrolepis
Lineage: Eukaryota; Metazoa; Chordata; Actinopteri; Cypriniformes; Cyprinidae
Gene: fkbp2
Product: FKBP prolyl isomerase 2
Exons: 6
Coding region: 97-513 (138 amino acids)
Biological process (GO): protein peptidyl-prolyl isomerization
Molecular function (GO): peptidyl-prolyl cis-trans isomerase activity
Source: RefSeq, a predicted model, not a curated record